This is a messenger RNA of Pedinophyceae sp. YPF-701, 1491 nucleotides long. The record is from the annotation of a GenBank genome assembly. NCBI's taxonomy places the organism in Eukaryota, Viridiplantae, Chlorophyta, Pedinophyceae.
AUGACCGGGGCCGAGGCGAUGUCCCGCCGCGGUUUCCAGGUUGUUGUCGCAGCAACGAGGCAGAUGGGCAUCGGUUUGAAGGGAGCGCUCCCGUGGAAACUGCCAGGCGACAUGCGUUACUUCAAGGAGCUCACGAUGAAGACGUCUCACCACACGCUGAAGAAUGCCGUCAUCAUGGGCCGCAUGACCUGGGAGUCGAUACCGGAGCGCUUCCGCCCGCUUGCUGGCCGUAUCAACAUCGUUCUGACGCGCAACCCGGACGAGCUGCCCCCUAGUCUAGCGGGCGCGUGCAGCUCCGGCGCCGCGCGCGUCGCCGCGUCGCUGGACGCCGCCCUGGAGAGCCUCACGGGCCCCGAGGGGAGCGCGGUGGAGCACGUCUUCGUGAUCGGCGGCGGGCAGGUGUACGAGGACGCGAUCCGCCACCCGUCGCUCGAGGCGGUCCACCUCACGCAGGUGGACACGGACUACGAGUGCGACACGCACUUUCCCGCGCUGGCCGACCACCCCACGCUGCGGCUCUGGUCGGCGUCCGCGCCCCGCCGCGACGGCGACGCGCGGUACCACUUCCUGGUGUACACGCACCACGACGCGCCCGCGCCCGUCGCGCUGCCCCCCGCGACGGCCUCCCGCCACGAGGAGUACCAGUACCUCGACAUGAUCCGCGAGGUGAUCGACCAGGGCGCGCACCGGCCGGACCGCACGGGCACGGGCACGCUCUCCGUGUUCGGGCGGCAGAUGCGCUUCAACCUGCGGCACUCCUUCCCGCUCCUCACCACCAAGCGCGUGUUCUGGCGCGGGCUGGCCGAGGAGCUGCUCUGGUUCGUGGCCGGGGAGACGAACGCGAAGAAGCUCGCCGACAAGGGCGUCCACAUCUGGGACGGCAACGGGUCGAAGGAGUUCCUCGCCAACAUCGGCCUCGGGCACCGCGAGGAGGGCGACCUCGGCCCGGUGUACGGGUUCCAGUGGCGGCACUUCAACGCGCCCUACAGCGACUGCCACGCGGACUACAGCGGGCAGGGCGUGGACCAGCUGGCGCAGGCGAUCCAGCGCAUCAAGGACAACCCGACGGACCGCCGCCUCGUGGUGUCGGCGUGGAACCCCGUGGCGCUCCCGGAGAUGGCCCUCCCGCCGUGCCACAUGUUCUUCCAGUUCUACGUGGCCGACGGGGAGCUGUCGUGCCAGAUGUACCAGCGGUCGUGCGACCUGGGCCUGGGCGUGCCGUUCAACAUCGCGAGCUACGCGCUCCUGACGCGCAUGGUCGCCCAGGUGUGCGGCCUGGCCCCCGGGGACUUCGUGCACGUCCUGGGCGACGCGCACGUGUACGACAACCACGUCGAGCCUCUCAAGGAGCAGCUCAAGGCGCACCCGAAGCACUUCCCCCAGCUCCGCAUCAACAGCGACGCCACCGACAUCGACGGGUUCAAGUUCGACGAGUUCGAGCUCAGGGAGUACCGGUGCGGGAAGAAGAUCGCCAUGAAGAUGGCCGUCUGA